UGUGAAAGAUCUCAUUGUUAAUGGCGAGUGCACUGACACUGCGAAUCUUUGUCUCCUUAGCGGGAAUCUGCCAGCACUUGAACUUCCGCAAGCAGUGCGAAUGCUGCUGGAGGAUGAAAAGCUUUUCAGAACAGGAAAGGCAUCACAAAAAUGUCAAUGGAACGUCAUCCAAAUGACGUUCUCAUGGAGCAUGGAGUGCGUGUUGGAAGAGCUGGAAGCCCAAGGAAGAGAAACAAGAAACGCAACAAUGGUGAUGAUGAUGUAUGCCUAUCGUACACCCGAUGCCGGUAGUUGGAUCCAGAUACAUACAUGUACUCCGAGUACAUCAGCUUGGCGGCACAGUAUUCUGCCCUCCUUCCAGCUGAACUGAAGCUGCUAUGGUGAUAUCCAAUACAGAUCAUCAAGAAACCCCCACUUCCAGGAAGGAUGAUUCGGAGGCAGAGGGGAAAACUUUGCUAUUAGCAUCCAGUGGCGGCCAAGACAAUUGUUCCUUGAAGCAUUCACCGUCGUCGCAGCUAGAGGCAGCAGCAACCUCGGCUCGGAAUUUGAUCCGAAGGACCAGCUCUGUGGUGUGGGAUGAACGACCCAAGACACCGGCAGGAUGGUCGAUUCUGUUGGCCGCCAUGGCUUCUAUGCUGGUUGGAUACGAGCUGCAACUGCAACAACAAUUAACCUGUCCUCCCCUAGUGUUUUUACAAGACGAUGAUCAUGAAAACAAUCCACCAUCACUAAUCCACCUAAUCUACCGUCAUUUGACACGACAUUCCGAUUCCAUCUUGUCCCAAAACAUUACACCCAGUCUCUGGGUAGGAACACGGAGUCUGCUGGCGACGAGUUUGGCGGUGGUGACGGGAAUUCCCAAUCACUCGGACCAUCAUCUUCGAUUGCAAGAAAUUGUCACCAUGCCCAUGGACGGAGCACAAAUUGCCCUCUACUGGGAAGCUCCAUUGGUGGAACCUCCAAACAAUACUAAUACUAAACAACAACAAGCUCCAUCCAGAAUAAUAAUAACCAGAGAAACUCUGCUUCAAGGACCCAUUGACAAGCCCCUGGUGUUGAUUCUGCAUGGCUUGAAUAACAAUUCCAGUUGUGGCUACAUUCGAUCCUUGCAGAGAAUCAUUUCCAAUCGAGGACACAUUGCCGUUGCCAUGAAUUUUCGGGGCUGCCAAUGUCCCUUGACAUCCCCCCGAGGAUACAAUGGGGCGUAUACGGGGGAUUUGCGAAGUGUCGUGCACAUGAUCGUGGGGCGAUUGCAUUCGGCAAGUGUGCCAUUGUUUCUGGUGGGACACUCGCUGGGAGGCAACAUUAUUACCAAAUAUUUGGGCGAAGAAGGAUUGAGCGGCACAUUGCAUCCUUCCAUUGUCGCUGGUGCCAGUCUGGCCAAUCCGUUGGAUAUUCAUUCUCGCAAUAAUGUGCACACGCCAUGGAAACAGUUGAUGGCAUGGGGCGCCAAGAUGGACAUUCUAUCCAAAUGGAAAACCUUUCAACAACUUACUGGGUAUCCCGAAGUGCGCAAGGCAUUAUGGGGCAUAGUAAAGGCCACCACUAUGGACCAAUUUGAUGAAGCUGUCUUUCCUCUACUGCUGCGGAAUGACCCGUACUACCCCUUUGGAAUACACAUUGGGUAUGAAUCUGUGGAGGAGUACUGGAAAGACUGCAGUUCCUAUCGCUUUGUCAAGCACAUUACGGUUCCCUUGCUGCAGAUUAUUGCGGGGGAUGACCCUGUGGUCUACCACUGCUUCCAGCGGAAACUAACGCAUAGUAUUCGCAAUCCCAAUGUGAUGAGUGUCGAGACCAAAUGUGGUGGACAUUUGGGGUGGCAAGAGAGUCCUCCUCCACAGAGCCAGAACAACAGCGACAAUGACAAUGGUGACCGACCCAGUUGGGCAGGAAGAGCCACUGCCGACUUUAUUGAUGCCGUUUUGGAAAUUAGAAAGACUCAGGCAUCAUCCGGUCCAGUGCAAUGGUCGUCGUCUGAACACAUCAUCAACAAGAACAACCAUGAUCGCCAAGCUGAGAACAAUAGUGUGGGUUCCACCAGAACGGAUCAUUCGGACGCUCCUCUGCUGAGAUCUAGACUUUGAGCACAAAGCAAUGAGUCUAGCUGAGAGGCAUACCGUUCUGGUCUCACAACGACAGCUAGAGAAAGCAUCUGAGAGCUACUACUAGCCUGCUAGUAGUAAAAUUUAGCCAAAACUUCUGGGGUUUAUUGUAUGCAGUAGACUGAAGUGCUUGCUUGGCGCACUCAGAUUGUGUAGCUAGACAGUGAUUCAUUCGUCAAGGACUGAGACUCUUGCCUCGUCUCUUUCGUGUGCAGAUAGAUACAACCAGACCUUGCAUUGCUUCGUAAGGCUGGCUGCUAGCUAGCUGAGAUGUAGAAUCGAAUCAGUUGUUUAGACAAAGCAGAACUCGACAUCAUCUGCAUGAGACGCACAAAACGCCACCUUGGCAUUGUCUACAGCCUUGCGUGCCUUGGCCUUGAAGGAUGCCACACGGCCAUUCUGCUUAAUGUCUUUAAAGAACACGUGUGCCAUGUCCAUUUUGAGAAGCCUCCAAGCCGUGUACUCUUCAAUGGUGGAAGCCGCGUGCGAGUGGACCAGAGAGACAAACGACUUGGCGGUCAACUCAUGAGUCGCCGCCUCUUCCGCCGCCGCUUCUUCCCAUGCCAUUUCCAACAAAUCCGGUGAGACAUCCAAAAGUUUGCACAAUGCUUCUUCCGACGCAUGCUGGACUUCUUCGAGUUCCGUCAUGAGCGCGUUGACCUUGUUGGCGUUGCU
Messenger RNA from Seminavis robusta, 2777 nucleotides. The record is from the annotation of a GenBank genome assembly. NCBI's taxonomy places the organism in Eukaryota, Bacillariophyta, Bacillariophyceae, Naviculales, Naviculaceae.